Messenger RNA from Galleria mellonella (greater wax moth), 2773 nucleotides. RefSeq lists its product as uncharacterized. The transcript is spliced from 6 exons. NCBI's taxonomy places the organism in Eukaryota, Metazoa, Arthropoda, Insecta, Lepidoptera, Pyralidae. Gene Ontology annotation, molecular function: histone binding. Bases 235 to 2634 code for a protein of 799 amino acids. The record is from RefSeq and is a predicted model, not a curated record.
CAAAUGAACACAGUGAUUAAACAAAUGAUCUACUAUAUUGUGGCUCGCCAUGGCCCACAAAGAAAUAUGCAUUCCUUGUUUUUAAUAUACACUCAUUGGUGUUGCAUCGUAUUUUUAUUUGAAAUGAAAUUUAUUAAACUAUAGUUUUCUAUUGUAAUAAAAAAUGUCCAUUAAUUACUUUAUUUUACAUUUAUAUUAUAAAGUCGUCUAUGGUUUAAAAAUAUUUUUGCAACAAUGAGUGCAGAUAUUGUAAUAAUUAAUGAUGAUCCAGGCAGCGUUGAGGUUGUUGAAACUACCUCAGUAUCUGACGUAAGAGAUAAAGUGGUUGAAACAAUAAUAAUAGAUGAAGACAAGGUAACAGAUGAUGUUAUUUAUGUAUCGGAAAAUAAACAAAAUGUUAGAGGAUUUGUGGAUGAUGAUAUUGAAAUCAUAGAUGUUGAAACAGAAAAAUGUGAUACUAAUGAAAUUCUUACUACAUUUGAUAGUAUAUUUUAUGAAAAUAAAAAACUGGCAGAGUUCAUUGAAAAAUGUCUGGAUUUAGAGGAUACACAUGGUAUGCUAAGGGUAAUAAAUAAAAUACUGUUAAGAAGAUAUAAGGAAACAGAUGAGAAAUACAAAAAAUCACCCGAAUUUAAUAGGUUGUUGGAUAGAAAGAUAGAUCUAUUAGAAACAGAUCCUGAUCAUAAAUUCUCUCAUGUUAAGGAUUUGUGUGAAAUUAUGAAAUGUCACAAAACUAGAAAAAAAGUAGAGUUAAUUACAUUAUCAAAUGAUUUAGAAGAUAAUUUAGAUUCAAGCAAGAAAAAGAAACGAAUAAAACAUAAGAAUUCUCAAAACAAGUCAAAAAAACGAAAACUUGACAACAUUGACAAAAGUAACUAUAUUGAAAUAGAGGUUCCAGCCAUGAACUUAAAUAUAAAUCAAAUUGAUGUUGAUUUGAUGGAUGAAGAAGUUGAUGAUGGUAGAGUAAUAGAUAAUGGAGACAUUAUCAGAAAAAAUAAUAAUUUUAACAACAAUAUAAGUGAAAUACAAUCUAGUUAUGUUAAUGGUACAUCUGUUUACUCAAAAGAGGUUACUUUGAAUACCAAUGUUAAGAAUAAUGAUGUAGUGCCAAAUGAUGCUCAGAAUUUAACAUAUGCAACAAGAGAUAUUAGUAAAGAAACUUGUGAUUUAGCUUUAUAUGGUACUCAUAUUGAUAACAAUAGUUUAUUAGUAGCCCAUAAAGAUGUGCAAUGUGAUGUAGAGCCAAUAGAUCAAAAUAUGAAACGAAUAAAAGAAAUUGAGGAGAGAAUAAAAGUUUUAAAAAAUGAUAUUGAAAAAUUAGAACAAUUGGAAGUAGAAGAUAAUACUAUAUUCUCACCUUAUAUACAGUGUGAUCAGUUGAAAGCUAUGAUAGUCAAAUUGUACAGCGAGUUGUGUUCAUUGACGGGGGAUGAAGCUGUGAAACGACGCGAAAUACGACUCCAAGUAGUUACCGACCGACCCCAGUUAGCCGUGAAGAAUUUAGAAAAGCUCAUAAAUGAUAAUAUCGGGUGCGAUGGAAACCCACACUUUCCGGACUUUCACGAUGUUGUCCAUUGCGUGUAUGAAGCCAACAAGAAAGAAAAUUGGGGGUGGGGUGAAAAACAGAUUCUAAAUGAAGCAAGGAUAUUAUUCACACGUUGCGGUCUUGCGAUACAGCAGAAUCGGCAAAAGAGAGAGUGGCGUGACAUGACGAGUCGGGUAAAAUGCAAGCUCGAAGACGACCCGGCCGAUGAGGAUCCACAGCUUUUGGCACGUUUGGAGGAGAAUAGGCGACAAGCUUUAAAGAAAGAGUCAGAUAUCUUGGAUAGAUUUGUUAAGUUAGAAAAAUGCUCAGGUAUAUUACUACCGACGUUCACUCGAGAGGCGGCAGACGAUAGCGACAGCGAUAACUCCGAUGUUGUAUGUACAAAUGAUGUUGAAGAAAGAUCUGAAUUACUUGAUAGCAUCCACCAACAUAAUACAAUAGUAGAAGAAAAUUUUGAAAACGAAUCUACCCAUAUAGAAAACAAUAAAGAAAACGUAUCAUAUCCAAACAACACGCCUGUUGAUACAUCACUAAGCAUCAGUGAAAUAAACAAUUCAAUAAAAUCAAAUGAAUCUUUGAAUCCAAAAACAUUUGUGGAAAACAAUUUAAGUCAAAUAAAUACGAGAUCUGAAAACACAGAAUCAAUAAAGAAUAAAAAUGAAAUUGAACAUAAUGCAUGUGAUAUUCUAGCAGGAGUAGAUAAUAAAUUAUACAAUUUUACUGAAACUUUUAAUGAAAUUGAUGUAAAUAAUAGAAAUAGUUCUGAAUUUAUUGCAAAUAUGGAUGUUAAAUCUCUAGAAAACCCUCAAAAGACAUCGACGGAGAUUAGUUAUACAACUACUAGUGAAAUAACUUCCACAGACAAGCAUAAAAAUGAUUACGAGUCAGCAUAUCAUGAGAAUUGUGAUAGCCUAUCUAGAAGUGUUAAGAAAGAAGUUGCAAGUGAUGCAACUGAAGACAUAAUGAAGGCGUUAGAAAGUUUAGGUAACUCCUUCACAACCACUAUAGUGGAUAUAGAAGAUCCAUUUUUAAUUAUAGAAAUUUCAUCGGAUAGUUCUGAUGAUGACGAUUUGAGUGAACAUUGGUGAUCUUGGAGUGAUUAUCUUUUAGAUAUGUAUAUAUAUAUAUAUAUAUGUUGCAUAGACGUUUUAUACUUGGAACAUAUUGCUCCUUUAGUUGAGGCCUUUAUUUUAGUUGUUUUAAAUUUAUUAAAGACUGUUAAAUUUA